This is a messenger RNA of Pocillopora meandrina, 557 nucleotides long. NCBI's taxonomy places the organism in Eukaryota, Metazoa, Cnidaria, Anthozoa, Scleractinia, Pocilloporidae. The record is from the annotation of a GenBank genome assembly.
CUGAACGCACGCGAGGAAAAUGGGGACGAGUACGAACCUUCCACAAUUUCCGGUUUUCAGCGCAGUAUCCAGGAUAGCAAUGCCUAUAUGAGAAGAACUAUCUGUUUGAAAAAUCCAGAAGGCUACUUCCUGAGAAACGUAAGUCACUGGUUGAACAGCAGUACGAAGGAAACAAGCUGCAAGGUACUCAGGCGAUUGACGAAAGUGAGGAAGAUUCUCGUUUUUAAGCUGGGUAAUUAUGCGACUCCAGUAUAGUUACACUUCAGGAAACAGUAUGGUGGUAUUUGUCCCUAUAUUUCGGUAUCCGGGCCAGAGAUGAAAGCUGUAAAUUACGCUGAGGAGACGUGCAACUUCAACAACAGGAUGAUGGCCAAGAUAUCUUGGUUUGGUUAGCCGAUCGAGAUACGGUCAGGAACAAGGACACCAAAGAGCACACCAGCCUAAGCUUUAUGCCACCAAUACUAGAGAUGUCCAGUCAGCUUCUCCAAGAAAUCCCGCUGUCAUCGGCCGGUGGAGAUGAAUACACCAGAGUCACUGUUUCAUCUGGCGGCCCGCUA